This is a messenger RNA of Punica granatum (pomegranate), 1812 nucleotides long. NCBI's taxonomy places the organism in Eukaryota, Viridiplantae, Streptophyta, Magnoliopsida, Myrtales, Lythraceae. The record is from RefSeq and is a predicted model, not a curated record.
CCCUUUCUUCCCUCUGCCUUUCACUGUCGUCCUCCUCUCCUCUCCUCUCCUCUCCUCUCCUCUCAUCUCUUUGAUCGAUUCCCCUUUCUGCUUCUCUCUCUCUCUCUCUCUCUCUCUCUCUCUCGCCCUGUUCUUCUGAGAAAGAGAGAGGAAUUGCUCGCCCUGAAAUGGCAGUGGCUGACACUUCCAGGGAACCCACAGCCACCACGAUGACAGGAAGACCCCUAUCAGAGCUCCAAAUCCCGAAGAAGCUAUGGCGGGACAGGGGAAAGUCCACCACCACUUCGACCAGCCCCGAGAGGACCAGAGUCUGGACCGAACCCACCCCCAAGCCCAAGCGCGUCCCCGUCGUUUACUACCUCUCCCGGAAUGGCCACCUCGAGCAUCCCCAUUUCAUGGAGGUUCCACUCUCCUCCCCCGACGGCCUCUACCUCCGAGACGUGAUCCGUCGCUUGAACCUCCUCCGCGGCACUUCCAUGGCGGCGCUGUACUCCUGGUCGUCGAAACGGAGCUACAAGAACGGCUUCGUCUGGCAGGACCUGACUGAGAGAGACUUCAUCUACCCGUCGCACGGCAAUGAGUACGUCCUUAAAGGAUCGGAGAUACUUCACGACGCUCCGCCGCCGCUGUCUUCUUCCUCCUCCACCUCGCGGCCGCUAGAGUCAGUUUCGUUCCGAUCGCCGAAGCUGACGGAAUCGCGGUGCGACGAGGAGGCUAAUUUCCCCGUCGUGGUCCCUAGGCGCAGGAAUCAGUCGUGGAGCUCGAUCGACCUCCACGAGUACAAGGUCUACAAGACGGAGUCGGCUGGCGAAUCUGCCCGGAGACCUGCCAUGGACGCGUCAACUCAGACGCAUGAUCGGCGGAGGCGUGCCAGAAGGCAAGUCAAGGAGGAGCAGAAGGUCACGUGCGAGGAGCCGGGGAAGAGAGAGGGCCAGACCACUGAGCUAACGAGGGACGAGAUCUCUCCUCCGCCGUCGGAUUCGAGUCCAGAGACCCUCGAGACACUGAUGAAUGCUGACGGGCGACUGGUGUUGUCUUCCUCCACCAACAACAAUGCCACCGGGGACCGGUCAGAUCAAACAGCGGAGAGCCUCCCGAGAGGCAAAAUGAGGGCGUCUGCGGUCCUGAUGCAGUUGAUAACAUGCGGUUCGUUCUCAUUCCGGAACUGUGGGGCCUCCUACGUGAAGGAUCAAGGGCUGGCGUUGAUCGGCCCCCACAACCCGACACUACUGCGAGGAGCUGGAAACAAUAACAAUGCCAGUAACAGUAGCAGUUGCAAUCCGUCGGUGGUAGGAACUUCCGGGGAAAUAGCAAGCUUGUCGAUUGUGAAACCGGAAGACAAGGAAUUUUUCAGCGGGAGCUUGAUCGAGACGGCGAACAAGAAAGCCGAACUAGUCCCUGCCCUCAAGAGAUCAUCUUCCUACAACGCGGAUGGGAGCAGCUCACAGAUGCAGCUGGGUGAAAAGGACCUGGAAGCUGCUGAUGAUGGGGUGCGUGCUAGAUGCAUCCCUAGAAAGCUCAGAAUGCAACCCACCACCAGGAAAGUAGAACAUGAACAGGAGGAACGACAGGCCAUUGUCGUCUCCACCACCCAACAUCAACAAGAAGGUACUACUACUACCUCUGACCAGAAGGUCCAAACCCGAUCCAGCUGAGAACAUCUGCCAGCUCUUGUUUGUAGGCUGCCUAGUUCCUUUCUUUCCCGUGAAUUUCCGUAGGUCUAGAACCACACCAGACUUUGGGAGAAGAGAAGACAACACGUCUGUAAUAUCCAUCUUAUUGAGGAAUAUAUAACAGUAGGCGAUUUUCAGA